GGAGGUUCUUUCUGGCAGCACAACCCAGGAUCCCAUAGCCCACUAACCAGUUUUGUGAACUUCCUUCCAACCCUCCUUGGGUAGUUGGUACAUUCCCACUGUAACUUCAAGAGCAUAAAUAGAGGCAGCAGCAAGCUGCGGGAAAAUUUGUUUGUUAGGCAGGGGAAGGUGAAUCUGUUUGUUUGUCCAAGCACAAGCAGUUUUGCUGCUUGCAGCCGGUCGUGGGAAAGGUGUAUCAUGGAGCAGCUGGUGCAAACAGAAGUGUGGAAAGCGCAGACUUUACAGGAACUGAUCCAGAUCCUGCAUCGCUUAUUUUCUGGUGAUAAAGUCAGUGUAGAAGAAGUGCAAGCCUUAAUGGAAUCCUAUGAGAGCAACGCUGUGGAGUGGAUGAAAUAUGCCCAAUUUGACCAAUACAGGUACACAAGAAAUCUUGUGGAUAAAGGAAAUGGAAAGUUCAACUUGAUGAUCUUAUGCUGGGGUGAAGGACAUGGCAGCAGUAUUCAUGAUCACACUGACUCACAUUGCUUUAUGAAGAUCCUUCAGGGGAAUCUAAAAGAGACCCUGUUUGAGUGGCCUGGGAAAAAAGGGACUGGCGCGAUGACUAAGAAAUCAGAACGAGUUUUGGAGGAAAAUCAGUGUGCCUAUAUCAACGACUCCAUUGGCCUGCACCGUGUGGAGAACACAAGCCACACAGAGACUGCUGUUAGUCUGCACUUGUACAGCCCGCCCUUUGACAGCUGUAACACCUUUGAUCAAAGAACUGGACACAAGCAUAAAGUCAAAAUGACAUUCUAUAGUCAGUUUGGAGAAAGGACUCCAGGUGCAACAGCGGUGUCACAAGAGAACAACUGAGAAGCACCCAAAUGAAUGUGUUAAGGCCUGCUGAAUGUUUGACCAGGGAUAGAAGAAUUGUAUAGCUGAUGCUAGCUAUAGCUGAAUAACCAAUACAUAGAAAUACAGUAGGGAGGCUUCCUGGCAAUAUAUAGUUAUGUUGAAUGAAUACUGAUUAUGGGACUCUAAGGUGACUAGUGCUAUAAGCUGCUGCAGGGGUUAGAUACCUUUACAUAGGCUGUUGUAAAGUCAGAAUCAAGUACCGUGUUUUUCUGAUUCUAGCCUCUUUUAAAUUCCACUUUUGAAUCUGGAAUAUCAAUAGUAGGCUUUUAAAACACUCUUUGACACUAUUUAUAGGUUUUUUUAUAUGGUAUAUGUGCUCAGUGUAUUUAGUAAUGUAAACUUUGUAGCCUCAAGUCACCAUUUGUAAUGUAUUGGAUACUAGUAACAGCAGUUGUUGUUGUUGUUUUUUAAUUAAGGCUUUUAUGUUUUAAUGCUCUGGAACAUUUUGGUAAUUGUGCAUUUUUUAUUUUAUUUUAUAAAAAUCUUAUUUGUCAGAUCUGUUUUUAAACAGGAGCAAUAAUGCACUUCAUGUACAAUGAUGUUUGAAAAGUUAACUGAGUUGGGGAAAGGUCUAGGUUUUUAACCAGACUAAUUAUGUUUAAUAUGGCUAAUAUCCAGUUUCCAGAGUUCUGUUGUGUAGCUACUGAAUGCCUUUAGGGUAACCUAAAUAAAACUGGAUUUGAGCACAAAUUUCAAAAGUUUACAGCCUCUUUCCCGGUAAAUAAAAUAUGUAAUGCUCAUUACUGUGAUUUAAUUCCAUCCUCAGUAGAUCUCAUUAAUAUCUCUUAAAUCUUA
Molecule: messenger RNA, 1689 nt
Organism: Gopherus flavomarginatus (Mexican gopher tortoise)
Lineage: Eukaryota; Metazoa; Chordata; Testudines; Testudinidae
Gene: CDO1
Product: cysteine dioxygenase type 1
Exons: 5
Coding region: 238-852 (204 amino acids)
Biological process (GO): L-cysteine catabolic process
Molecular function (GO): cysteine dioxygenase activity; ferrous iron binding
Source: RefSeq, a predicted model, not a curated record